Messenger RNA from Hibiscus syriacus, 1331 nucleotides. Its product is annotated as mitogen-activated protein kinase homolog MMK1-like. Gene Ontology annotation, cellular component: nucleus; cytoplasm. The record is from RefSeq and is a predicted model, not a curated record. Bases 22 to 1236 code for a protein of 404 amino acids. The transcript has 6 exons. Gene Ontology annotation, biological process: protein phosphorylation; intracellular signal transduction. Gene Ontology annotation, molecular function: ATP binding; MAP kinase activity. Lineage: Eukaryota; Viridiplantae; Streptophyta; Magnoliopsida; Malvales; Malvaceae.
AAUAAAAUUUGAAGUAAAAGAAUGGAAGAGGAAGGUCCACCUCAGCCGGCGGAAACCGAGAUGUCCGAGGCAGCUCCACCGCCGCAACAACCUGACCAACAAUACCACCAGAAAAAUCGACUGCAGAUGCCUUACGUUAUUGAAAUUCCGGCCAAUGCUACCUAUGGCGGCAGGUUUAUUCAGUAUAACAUCUCUGGCAACAUCUUUCAGGUCACUGCUAAAUAUAAAGCCCCUAUCGUGCCUAUCGGUAAACGCGACCACAGAAUCUUUUGUUCUGCGUUUAAUUCCGAGGCAAAUGAAACCGUGGCAUUAAAGAAGAUACCGAAUGCGUUUGAUAACGGAUUUGAUGCAAGGAGAACUCUUCGUGAGAUCAAGCUGCUUCGCCACUUGGGCCAUGAAAACGUUGUUGCAAUCAGGGAUAUAAUCCUACCACCCCAGUGGGAAUGCUUUAAUGAUGUUUACAUUGUAUAUGAGCUGAUGGAUACUAACCUGCGUCAUAUGCUCCGUUCUAAUCGGGAAUUUACAGAAGAGCAUUAUCAGUAUUUCCUCUAUCAAAUCUUACGUGGCCUGAAGUAUAUACACUCUGCAAAUGUUCUGCACAGGGACUUGAAACCCAGCAACCUUCUACUGAAAGAUAAUUGUGACUUGAAAAUAUGUGAUUUUGGAGUGGCUUGUCUCACCUCUGAAACUUAUUUUCAGACAGAAUAUGUUGCUGCUGGAUCGUACAGUUCACCUGAAAUUUUGCUAAAUUCUUCACAUUCUACUGCUGCCAUUGAUAUAUGGUCAGUGGGUUGCAUUGUCAUGGAAUUGAUGAUUCGGAAGCCAUUAUUUCCUGAAAGGGAUCCUUUGCAUCAGCUGCAAUUGCUUUUGGAGCUAAUUGGCACUCCAUCAGAAGCUGAAAUGGAUUUUUUGAAUGAAAUUGUUAAGAGAUACAUUCGGAAAUUUCCUUUUUAUCCCCGUCAAUCUUUCGCCGAAAAAUUCCCCAAAGUCCAUUCUUUAGCUAUUGAUCUUGUUGAAAAGAUGUUGAGAUUUGAUCCCAGACAAAGGAUUACUGUUGAAGAAGCCCUUGCUCACCCCUAUCUAACAACCCUGCACGACAUAAGCGAUGAGCCUGUUUGUAUGAUCCCCUUUAACUACGACUUCGACUUCGAUCUGCGUGCAUUAACACGGGAGCAAAUGAAGGAGCUGAUAUACCAGGAGGCACUUGCAUUCAACCCAGAAUUUCACCAGCAGUAAACAGUCAUUUACUUGAUAUGCCAUUUAUUUACAGUGGCUUUGAACCAGUGUUGUAAAAUGCUUGUAUUUGUAGGGAUCGGUGAUUGAUUUUUUCC